GCCAAUUUGGCAAGCUGAGCUGCAGUCUGCAGAGCUGAGCCUGAGGCUGAAGCGGCGCUACGGAAUGGCCGUGGCGCCCUCGCGAGGUGGUCUUCCCUUCAGCACUUCCCCAUCUUACGCUCCUUUGCAGGGCAGGGCGGCCGUUGGGAAUAUGCGCCCUAGUGAGGUUGCAUCGUCAGAUGGAAGUGGGAGCCGGAAGCGUGGAACUCCCAAACUUGAGGAGACAUUUAGAAAGGAGGAAAGUGGUCAUGAGAGAGUUAGCUCCGGGUUUGAAGCCAGCACUUCCGAAAGCUCAGCUUUCCAGGGGCUAGGGUUGCUUCGGGAGGUGGAGCGAGAUAAUACUGCUCAGCAAAUUCUGCCCACAAUUGACGAGGGAAGCAAAAAGGGGGGCAGCAGAGUUGCACCUAGCGGUCCCGUCUCCUGGGGGGAGUCUCUGAAGUAUGCGGUGCAAAGCUGGUUAUUGGGCUUUUGGGAGGCCCUGAUGAUUCACAGGACUGUGGGAAUUCUUGCCAGGUCGCGCCCCGUGCUUGUGCGGACCAGCCAGUGCUCUCUUCUCAACGGGUUCUUCUUCUUGGGAAGUAUAAUCCUGCUCAAGGGUUUCCUUGACCCUUCCUUGCGCUACCUCCUCGACUUACCCCGUCACUCAAAAGCAGAAACAACCGCUGGCGUCGGAGCAGGAGGCCUGGCGGCCCUGCACUCUCUCCUCAUUGUCGUGUAUAACAUGUUGUGGCUCUACCCUAUCUAUGUGGUCAGCUUCGUCAUCAACUGCAUGUGGCAUCAAGACAUUGCGAAGCGCGCGUAUCAAGCCCUUCAGGGGGACCGCUCGCUUGCUGCCGCGCUCGGGGUCGAACCGCCAGAUCUGUCAAAACCGGCGCCCCCACCCGCCAGCAAGCAGGGCGGGAGCGGGGUUGAAACGCUGGUGACAAUGAUUGGGGAGGAGGUGUACCGGGUCGUCAUGUUUGCCGUCUUUGUAAUACAGGUUUACGCCGUCAGCAUCGUUCCGUACGUCGGACCGACGAUGAACUUUUUGCUGCUCUCGUGGUUGUACGCAUACUACUGCUAUGAUUACAAGUGGUCGUCGGCUGGCUGGUCUCUGGACGAACGGCUCAGCUUCUUCGAAACGCAUUGGGCGUUCUUCGCGGGGUUUGGAGCGCCGUGUACAAUAGCCACCUACUUCUUGCCAUUCUUUGCAAGUGCCGCAGUGUGGGCCCUCAUCUUUCCACUCUUCGUCCUUGUUGCGACGACAUCAAAUCCCGCUCGAGUUGUGUCCAAGUCGUUGAACGGGGACCCGCUCGCUGUUCAGAAGGCCCAAGCAUGGCGAGUGCCGGUUUUCCGAUUUGCAGCAGUGCAAAGUGUCGUGCUAUUGAAGUUUUUGCUCCCCUCGUCGCGGGAGCAACAAACAAUUAGAAGCUAAGAGAGGCCAGUGUCGCACGCUCAUCUGAAGGACACUAGCCAGUGUCGCGUUUCCUUGUUCACAUACUUUCUUGCAAUCGAAGAGAAAGGGUUGGAGUUUAGGUGACCACUUUGCUGCCACUCAAACGGACUAGCCUUGUGAGGAAUCAGAUGAGUGAUUAGAACGCCCUGCGUUUGCAAGUGUGCUCUGGCCUUUGUCGGGAUAAACGGAUGCUCCGAAGCCUGCCAUACAUGCGCCUUCAUAUCUAUGGCCUGGCAGCAAGACGGCGGCCGAGUAGUCUGUCCAGUCCGCAUUGGUGUGGCUUACACUUAUGUGUACGUACGUUUCAAUUGAAGGCCCUGGCGGUGA
This is a messenger RNA of Klebsormidium nitens, 1762 nucleotides long. NCBI's taxonomy places the organism in Eukaryota, Viridiplantae, Streptophyta, Klebsormidiophyceae, Klebsormidiales, Klebsormidiaceae. The record is from the annotation of a GenBank genome assembly.